CACGUCGUCGACUCUUCUGCGCCAGCCUCGGAGGCCUCGGCGGCGUCAACUCCCGCCUCUGCGUCGGCAAGCGGGGCGCUUCGACGGCCCCAGGCUUCGGCUGCAGUUCCUGUAGCUUCAGCGCCAGGGUCUGGUGCUGGUAGCAGCGCCGGAGCUGCUCCGUCACCAACUCCCGUCUCUGCAGGAGCACGCGGGCACUCGCAACGACGCUUCGCAAACUUCGCUCAGCUGAUGGUCGGCUUGGUGCGUCACCCUCCGCUUCGUGUCGACUACGAGCUGGACCAGAGGUUCGAGCGCGCUCAAUCCCUCGGCGAGGUAGUCGAGGCUCUCAAUCCUGACCCUUGCGGGCUGCUUAUGGGCUGGGACGAAGAGAUGCGCAAGCUUCGGCUCGAGGUUCAGUACUUCGAAAGGCGCGCUCAACACUUCGAGUUGCUGCUCAAUCAGGAGACGGAUCUCAAGAAUCAGGCUCAGAUCCUGUGUACUCGAGCCUCGUUCGAGCGCAACGAGCUCUUCGAGGUUGUCAAGUCGCUUCGCCACGAGCGCGACGCAGUUUGGCGCCAGCUGAGGAAGCACAACACUGCCAUGGCUACGAACGACGAAACGAUCGCUCUGCUGAGGUCACAGUGUGAGCGCUACGAGGCUUCGCUCAAGGCUUCGGACUCGUUUCUGGUGAAGGAUCGUGAGCUCUUUAAGUCGGGUCUCCAAGAGUAUAACCGCAACAUGCGGCAACUCCGAAGCCUGCUCGUCAACCAAGCGCGUAGC
This is a messenger RNA of Phytophthora sojae, 762 nucleotides long. RefSeq lists its product as hypothetical. The transcript is spliced from 2 exons. The record is from RefSeq and is a predicted model, not a curated record. Lineage: Eukaryota; Oomycota; Peronosporomycetes; Peronosporales; Peronosporaceae. The annotation marks the transcript as partial.